Messenger RNA from Dicrocoelium dendriticum, 5721 nucleotides. Lineage: Eukaryota; Metazoa; Platyhelminthes; Trematoda; Plagiorchiida; Dicrocoeliidae. The record is from the annotation of a GenBank genome assembly.
AUGUCCGAGGACGACGAUUGGAAAUCGCUCCCAACUAUUGGAAAGGUGCAGCACGCGCAAUGGAAAGCUCGAGUACAAGGAUACACGGAGGCGGUGAAGCUAUUUUCCUCACAGACCUCCGAAAAUGCUCCUAUCUUUAAUGAAUAUGUGGGUCUUAUGAAGAAGUUCGUCAUGGACUCGAACGCUAUAGCACAAGAGUCUGCCAUGGAUGCCGUUCUUGCAUUCGUGGAGAACGCAAGUGUAGCCACAAAAUGCGCGUCAGACUUAUGCACCGCUUUAGUGACCAAAGGUCUCAGUGCAACUCGCGCAAAAACUAAGGAGAAGGCUGUUGAAUGUUUAAUGCAGUUGGUCGAACUGGAACGUCACGAGACGGUUUGUGAGGAGCUGCUCAAGGGAUUGGGGAACAAGAAUCCCAAACUCGUUGCCGUAUGUUUGCAGACUCUACGAGAAAUUUUAAGCCUCUUUGGACCAAAAGUUAUUUCCCUCAAACCUUUAGUCAAGGAAUUUUCGCGUCUGUUUGAUGAUCGCGAUAAGAACGUCAGGAACGAGACCAAAAAUGUGGUCGUUGAAAUUUACCGUUGGAUCGGACAAGGAAAUAAGUCUUUACUAGCUGAUCUGAAGCCUGUUGUGGUUUCUGAAAUUACGGCGCUCCUGAAUGACCUUCCACCGGAAAAGCCCGUUCCGCAGCGCUUUCUUCGAAGUCAGCGACCAAUGCCCGAAGCUUCUUCACAUUCAGAGGCUGGUAAAGACAGCGGUUCCGCUGCUACUGAUCCCGAGUACUCUGCGGCUCUCGAUGAGCAGCUGGAUCCGGACGAAUUCAUCAAGCCUGUAGAAGUUUUGUCAAGAAUUCCAAACGAUUUCUGGACUUUAAUUACAGAGAAAAAGUGGCAAGAUCGUCAACAGGCGCUCGAGUCUGUUCUACAAUUGACCAACGUACCUCGCAUUGUUCCAGGGGAUUUCGGGGAACUUGUUCGAACCUUGUUGAACGUACUAAACAAGGAUACCAACGUAGUCCUGGUCACUUUAGCUGCCAAAAUUCUGGGUCAGUUGGCCAACGGUCUUAAGAAAAAGUUUUCCCCGUACGCACAACAGACAGUGACAUCUUGCCUUGCCAAAUUCAAGGACCGAAAGCCCACUCUUGUCGCCGCACUAAGAGAUACCAUAGAUGCUGCCGCUCGCUCGGUCACUUUGGACACCAUUGUGGAAGACGUGGUUGCUGCGUUGGCUCAUAAGACUCCUGGCGUGCGCGCUGAGGCGGCGUUGUUUCUGGAUCGCGCGUUCGCUCGAUGCACACCGGCUGUUUUGACCAAGAAACUGCUGAAGGCAUUCACUGUCCCCCUGUGUGAGACCUCCAAGGAUACGGUUGGCGAUGUGCGUGAGAACAGUUUUUCCGCCCUCGGGACCGCCAUGAAGGUCGUGGGGGCCAAACAAAUCGAACCUUUCUUGAAUGAUUUGGAUGCGUUACGCAUGGGCAAGAUAAAGGAAUAUUGCGAAAAGGCGACUCAACAACAGCCCCCAGCUCCAGCGAAACCGGCCUCAGCUGCACCACCCACUACCACAGGCACGAUGGCUCCUAAGCCACUACGUCGAGCAGCUCCUCCAUCACAGAAACCAGCAGCGGCCGUGCCGGACGACGAGCCAUCCGAUCGCACUGACGGUGGAGACACUACCACUCAAAGCUCCGCUGCUCCUCCAAGUCCUAAACGAAAGCCCGCAAAGGUCACCGUGGUUAAGGAGACGUUACUUCCGGAUGACCCAUCUCAUCAGGAGGCGUGUGACUUGGUGUUACCUCCGGAUGUCCUUGGCCUCCUAGCCAGCAAAUCUUGGAAAGAACGCCAGCAGGCCCUGAACGAUUUGCAGCAAGCCAUCCGAGCGGCGAAGAACAUCGGAGGUAGCAAUGGUGUCCUGGAAGAAGCCCUGACAGCCGUCGCCAAAGUGUGCACUGAUGCCAACAAAAUAUUGAGCAAAGCUGCCGUUGUGUUGCUUGGCGAGAUCGCACAAGCACUCCCUGGAGCUGAGGCUGCAAGACAUCUCAAUUUCUCUGACCUCCUUUUCCUCCUCUUCGUCGUUCAGCUUGAGAAUGCUUACCUGCGAUCGGAGCUACUCCGCUGGCUUACUGGGGUUUUGACGGAUCUGCCAGCGAACUAUGGAAAGCAAUUACCAUCGGAAUUCGCCCCAAACCUGAUGCCUCACAUAUUCUCGUCAAUGGAGGACCGCAACCCGGACGCGCGUAAACACGCCCAACUAGCUGUACCGCAGCUGAUUCGCGUACUUGGUUGGGAUGCAGUUUCCAAGGCGGCGAACCGAUUAAAAGCCACAUCCAAGGACACGGUGAUGCCUCAUUUGGAAAAGGCUCGCGAAUCUGUGGCUGCCGCCGUUCAAGAGUCUGCAGCUACCACCACGUCGUCCAAGACAGCUGCAGUCAAGAAAGUGGUUCGAGGGAAGAAGCAAGAGUCUAUCACUUCCUUACCCACUACUGAUGCAGAAGACAACAGCUCCAGUCCUCCAUCCACUGCUCCUCCCGCGCGCAGUGGCAGACGCAAGACAGAAGUUAAGAAGGGAGCUACAGUAGCUCCACCUCCAGCUUCAAAAGUAGCUGACGAACCUCCCGCUUCUACAUGCAUUUUGCAGGCCAACAAAGCGGCUAAGGCUGCUCGCUUGGCAGACGAGAAAAAGCGCAAGCUGCUCAAAUGGGACUUCGAUACCCCUUCCCGUGACCACGUGCAACAACUAAACCAAUUAUUUCUCGCUGCCGGUGCUUCCCCCGAUUUCCAUGCUUUGAUCUUCCACGCGGACUUUAAGCAACACGUGAAGGGUAUCGAUCAGCUCACUCAACUCCUGGACAGUGCGGAAGGCGAAGAGGCCACUGUCGUCAACAUCGACUUGAUUUUGCGAUGGAUCGUGCUGCGGUUUUUCGAAACCAAUCCGGUCGUGGUCGGACGAUGCCUUGAUUAUUUAACCAAACUGUUCUCUCGGUUGAGUGAAUCUGGUUUUGCUCUUUCUGAAUAUGAAGCGGCCGCUUUCCUCCCAUAUCUGGUCAUGAAGGCCGGUGACGCCAAGGAUGCGGUUCGGCAGUCCGUUCGUGGUCUGUUCAAGCUGAUUGUCAACUGUUACCCUCCCGCUCGACUGUUCGUCUUCUUGUCCAACGGAAUUCGUUCGAAGACGAACAAAACCAGACAAGAAUGCCUCGAUGAAAUCGGCUCGCUCAUUGACCGUUUCGGGGUCAGUGUAUGUCAGCCUUCCGUGGCAACCGCAUUGAAGGCAGUCAGUCAACAGAUUGGAGAUCGAGACAGUGGCGUUCGAUCCGCUGCGUUGAAUGCGCUCGUCUCUGCUCAUGCAAUUGUGGGUGAACAGUUGUGGAAGAUGAUAGGCUCGCUGCCGGACAAAGAUCGAUCUAUGUUAGAGGAGCGAAUCAAGCGUGCUAUGCGCCAACCUGCUGGUGGCUUCAAUGAAGUGCCUGAUUCACGGCCAUCCACUAUGCAGUCGACAAGGGAUCGUCGCGAUCCGUCAGACACUCGGCAGUCGGCUGCUCCGACUCGGGCUCCCCCCAAAUGGACAGAGCCUGUGUCUGCGGCCAAAGAGCGGGCUCGAGCGAUGCUCAGUGAAUUGGGCGAUUUGUCCCCUGAGAAGGCUCCAACACUUCCAGAUCUGAUUCAACUGGAUGCGGACAUUACCGAUUUGUUCAAACCCAUUGAGAUUCCCACUUUUAAGACACAAUCCCGACAGCCUGUGCUAAACGCGCUUCUACGCACUAGUCCUGACACGGCUUCAGCCAUCACGAUGGUUGUCACUGCCAUUUCUUCGAGCGAUCUACUUUCCAGCUGCCACGCUUUGGCCGAGAUCGACAUGGUACUUCGAGAUGAAAAGUGGUAUUUGCUGUUGGAUCACGUGAAUGAGAUUCUAAUGCUCAUCACAAUGCAGUUGAAGCAGGUGACCACGCGGUAUUUCAGCGACCCUUCCGUUUCCGAGGACCAGUUACGCACUCUCAUUCGAUGCCAUCUCUCCACCUUAGAUUCGCUGUUCACCAGGCCCACUCUGGGCCGCGAAGCAUCUAGAGAGAUCUUGCGCGAAUUGAUCCAGUCCCUUCUCCGCCUUAUGCUGGACGAACGCACCGUGGACAUUCCGGAUGGCGAGAACGUGAUCCGCUCGGUCAACUCGCUUUGUGUCCGCAUCAUCUCCUCCGCGAACCACACGCGAGUGCUAAGUGCCCUCAUUCGGUUGCUACACGAAUGUGUCAGCAACAAUGAUUACACCAGUCGAUUCACAAAGUCAGUGAUGAGAAGUUUGUGGCGCAUCACCAAGGGGAUGGAUACCUCAGUUUCCAGCUAUGCUCUAGAUGUCAUCCUUCUGGAUUGUCAUCACUUCUUCAAAGCGUUUCCCUCCGCCUCGUGGAAAACCCGCACUUCCGAUAUCCCCAUUCGGACUGUAAAGACCCUAUUGCAUGUGCUUUGCCAACUGUACGGCUCCUCUAUUCUGGAUUUUAUGGAUAGCAUCCCAAACAAAGAGGAUUCUGAGUUGGAGGCUUAUCUCAAUCGAACACUGAAAGCCCUGAGCAAAGCGCCGUCUGGGGUGCGGGCUCGACGUGGCACCGGGACAGAAAAUCGAGGGGAUGCCGCUAUCCCUACUGCUGCCGCACGGGAGAAGUUAACGGAGAUUUUCAAAAAAAUUGGCUCCAAAAAUCCGGAGCAGGGUUUGAAUGAACUGUACGACUUCACUCAGGAACAUCCAGAGGUGGAUUUAUCACAGUUUCUGUCCAAAAGCAGCGACAUUUUCCAAACCUACGUACGGCAAGCGUUGAAAAACAUUGCGGUGGAGCGUGCUCGUCAAAGUAAACGUGCUUCUUUCGGAGGUGAUGUUGAUCAAUUACGCUCUUCCGUUCCGAGUCGGCUCAACGGAACAAUCUCCGGCUCCGAUUUGGCUCUUCCAGGUGGAGAUAUUGUUGAUCUGCAAUCGGUGGAUCCCAAAAUCUUCAUGAAUCGACUCGCUGUGCUUCGGCGGGAACUAGGCAUGGGAGGUGUCUCGACCACCGAUGUUGUGGAUCAAAGCCCUGGCCUGCUUGGUGACACUCGAUACGAUGUCAAUGAUACAGUGUUGAAAAACGCCGUAGAAAACACACUUAGAGAUCUUGUCAAUCCUUCCCAGGUCAACGCCGGUUCGAACGACUCCAAAGGCGCCCCCAGCCCACCUGACUCCCGUCCCGUAAUAUCCGCUCACGAACUUCUUGACUUCAAACGCCGACUUGAGCGAAUCAAAAGCGGCCAGCCGGUAUGAGGAUGGCAGUCCGUGUAGCUGCUACCUUGCGUCCCACACUGAAUUUUGUUCGUCCCAGCUUCACGGAAACCCUCCCAAAGAUAUGCCUCUAUUCAUCCCACCCUUUUCCCCCCUAAACCCCAUCGAAUCUCUCUCGCUUUGACACCCGCUUGUUACUAUUCUCUCUCAGAUGAACACCGUGCUCUCAGACUCGGUUGCAUCUUCCCUGCUCCAAAUGUACAUUGCCCAUUUCGCAAUUGCAUUUUCGUGCAUUUGCCAAACUUGCUUUUUCAUCGCGGGCAUUCGCUUAAUCUGCUUGGACUGGUAGCCAUUGUGGUGUAGCCCUCCGAAUGUCGCAAACAGCCAAGGUGGGCUUCGAUCAAAUACGUAUUUGACACAAAACGGUGCGUUAUUUAAAUGGUAUGAUACGUCUCAGUUCCGCUGACAUGCUGAUAAUCCCACAGGUUUGAG